Molecule: messenger RNA, 4013 nt
Organism: Rhagoletis pomonella (apple maggot)
Lineage: Eukaryota; Metazoa; Arthropoda; Insecta; Diptera; Tephritidae
Gene: Vps50
Product: syndetin
Exons: 12
Coding region: 183-3110 (975 amino acids)
Biological process (GO): endocytic recycling; retrograde transport, endosome to Golgi
Cellular component (GO): EARP complex
Molecular function (GO): SNARE binding
Source: RefSeq, a predicted model, not a curated record
AGUGGCAGCCCUGGUUAAAAAUAGAGGUGAAAGUUUUCUAUUACUUAUCGAUUAACGAGUACUUGCGAAAUUGGGCCGUUUCGAUGUCAUUUAUAAAAUGACAGUGCCAGUUCGAUUUUUUUCUUAUUUCAUUGCUGUCAUUUUUAUUGUUAAACAUUUGCAAAUUAUCCUCCAGCAGGAAAAUGCAUCAUCCAAAAGCAAAAAUGGAUGAAUUUAAAACAAAAUUUAUGGACUUGCUACAUAAACAGACCAAUAGGCAAAUGAAAAUACCAGCAAUGGGUUUCUCCGAUUAUUUCAUACAGAGUGUGACAGCGGAGCCCACCGAAGUUGCUGCGAGCGUGUCGACAGGUGGAAAGAAUGGAUGUGGACUACCUGCGACGGAGGAGAAUGAAAGCUCUGCCGCUGCAGAUAACGCUGCUGAAGCACAAAAAUCAGAUCAGGAAAUACUGGAAAGCAUUGAGGAAAUAUAUUUUAAAUACGAAAUCGGGGAAGAGUGCGAUGUACAUGGUCAAUACGAAUUACGAAAAGUACUUAGCAAUGGAGUUAACUUCCAAUUAAUUGAUGAUACCAUUGCUCAAUUACGUACACAGCAUAAAGUUUUGUCCAAGCAAGUGUUACAGAAUAUUUUGGAGCAACGAAGUGCUUGCAACGAAGAGUUUGCUACAAUCAGCGAUAUUCAAAAAGAGCUGGAAGAAUCUUUGUGGACAUGUCGAAAGGCGCGUUCUUAUUUAAAUUUUGCAAAGGUAAACCUUACUACGACAAGUUUGGAGAUAUUAGCAUCCUACCGCAAACGAGAGAUUCUCAAAGAGUUGUUAAACUCUCUAGACGCUAUAAAAAAACUGAAAUCUACCGAUGUUGAAGUACAAAAAUUUCUCGCUGACUAUAACUAUUCCGGAGCCAUAAGCUUGCUGCUUAAGUGUAAGGAUUCUGCCGAUGAAUAUAUGCAAUACAAUUGCGUUCAGUCGCUUAAUAAGAAAUUACAAGAGACCCUUUUGUUAACCGAGUUUCAGUUGGAUACCGUGCUUAAUGAGAUGAUUUUGAAUUUUGAUAUGCGCAAAUAUGCUAAACUGCAAGAGGCCUACAAACUAUUAAAUAAAUCUCUAAUUGCAAUGGACCAGCUACACAUCAACUUCAUUUCAGCUAUACAUUCCUCAGUGAACUCAGUGCUGCGCGCUUACAACGAUCCAAAUAUUGAUGAAAACAUGAAAUUCCUUUACGAACAGCUUUGUGAACAAGUGACUGUGGACAAAUACAUUUCAUGCUUGAUCACCUUGUGCAAAACAUUCUGGACUAUAUUGGCGUCUUACUAUCAAAUAGUUGUAUGGCAUCAAAAUUACAAAUUGUAUCCCUUGGAUUCUGUAGACUCUGCCGACCUAUACAUUCAGGAGAAACUAAAGAAGGGUCAGUCGCGUAUUUGGAAUGAUAUUCUCACAAAGAUUUGUUUAUUCUUGCAAAGCACUAAACUGAAAACCCUUAAGUAUGACCAGUUCAUACAGGUACUAUCCAUAGUGCAACGAUUAAAGAAAGUUGGUCUAGAAUUUUGUGGUGAGCAGUCAGAGAAACUUAUUGAAACGAUGCAAAUGCAAAGUCAGGAGUUUUUCCAACGUUAUCACAUCGCUUGUCUAGAAGAGAUAUGCCUCUUUCUUGAUAAUGAGUCAUGGACGAUGGUUGAUUCUUUUGUGAAUAUAUUACAGUUGCCGGAAUUUCGAUCUUUUCGUAAUACACUGAGACGGCAUAAAUCACCGCAUGCAGCACCCGUACUCAUCUCGGCAUCAUCAGUAAAUAACUCGCCUACAAGCAAUAAUAACUGUGAUGAGUUGGGGUCUGUACAGUCGCAAGAUGGUGGUAGUUCCAUUUAUGGUUCCUAUGGAUAUUUUCUACGUUUCUCCGAAAAGAGUUCACCCUUUGACGGUGGCCUAGAUGUAGCAAUGCUUGAAGAGGAUAUACUCUCCGGAAUCGUAGACGAAGCAUCUUGUUAUUUUUCAGAGGAAAGUGACGACGAACAAAAAAGCAUGCAAAGUAAAUAUGAGGAUGAUGGUCUAAAUGGACAUGCUAUUGUAAACAAUACUACUUUAAAUGUAUUUCGUUGUAUUGGGCGCUAUUUACAAAUGUGCAAGCUGUUGCACUGUAUAUCACCGAAAAUUGUGGCUAGUAUGCUGGAAUUAAUGGAUUUCUACGCUUAUGCUGUGCAUGAAAUCUUUGGCAAAGAUGCCCCCGUGACGAUGGAAAAAUAUUAUAACGCACGUCUUGAGCAAAAGCUUCAAUCAGUUCUACAAAAUGUCGUAACAAAUAUCAAAAUUUGGCCAUUGAACUUUUCAUCUCUAAUCAACAAUGAGCUUGCAAAUCCAGAUACUCUAUAUGGACUAUCCCAGCGCAUUGUGGCGGUUGAGAGUGGACAUUCCAUGACACAACAGUUCCAAACACUUCAUAAUUACCUCAAUCACUUGCUGCCACUACAAGAGCGACCGAUGCUAACUGCCUACUUUAAUUACAUUGAAUUUAUGUCCGAUAUAGCACGACCAGUGUACACUUGCGUUACUUCAAGGGUGAUUGAUUUGCAAACAGCUCUGGCGAUGAUGGCAAAGGUGAAAUGGGAUGUUAAUCAUGUCAGCUUUCAACACAAUAAUUAUAUUGACAUAAUGAAUCGCAAUAUUCAAAGCUUUGCAAUGCGUCUGGAAGAAAUUGCGAAAGAGAUAAGUGUGCCUUCAGAAUUCGUAUGGAAUUCAAUGGCUCAUGUCGCGACGCAUUUACUGGUAGAAGGCUUCUCCAAUGUGAAGAAAUGCUCUGCCGGUGGACGUGCUCUAAUGCAAUUAGACUUUACAAAUUUCAUGUCCAUACUUGAGUUGAUAUCCAAUCAAAAAUAUCCCGAUCAUCGAACUUAUGUUGACGGUUUUAUAAAAGCGUACUAUUACUCGAAUGAACAAUUUGAAGAGUGGAUCGAAACACAACGUAAUUUAGAGCAGUAUUCCACAAAGCAACUUACCAAUCUGAUACAAUGCGUUUGUGUCAGUGAUAAACGCACCAGACAUAAGCUAUUGCAGCUAUUAGGUGGAAAUAGCAGUAGCGUUGGAAACGGCAAUAACCUCAAUAUAAGUAUAAGUAGCACAUAGUUGCAAUAUCAUUAAGUAACAACCUCGAAUUAAUGUGAGGCCUCCACUUGGUCAUAGCACAAACAAUUGAAAUGAAUUUGAAUUUUAAUGCUGCGUUAAUGUCUCGAAAACAUUCCAUUUAAUUUUUCAACUUUCGCUUAUUGAAAAUAUUAUUUAAUCUAUUAUUGAUUCGAUCUCUCAUUAACCAUUUUUAUAGGUACUCUUAUUGUACUUCAGUCUCUCUGAAAACUAACCUCCAUAAUGUAUUAAUGCCUAUUACGGUGUCCUGCGGAUGGCGGAUAUCAUCCGACUCGCACUGCCAUAACAAGUAAGUGUGGACGAUGAUUCUUGAGAAUGACAUCUGCCGGACACAUGUCUGUUAUGGUCCAACGAAUGUCAUUUCGUAAUAGGGAUGAUUAUGUUAUCUGAAAUUGGUGUAACUUGAAUCUCGAAAACAUGUAAAACAUUUCUCUAUAUACUACAUAUUUAUCUAUUUUAUCAGGCAGAUGGUUCUGCAAUUCACUUCCGAGUGAAUUUGAUUCAAGUUCGCUUUGAAUUCAAAUUGGCAGGGGUUUAAAUUCACUCGGAAGUGAAUUGCAGAACCUGCCCGCAUAUAUAGUCAGUUUUAUUUAACACACGGUUUAAUAUAUCGCUAGCUUAGAGUGAAAAGUUGCUAAGUCCAAUUUUUAUGAAAACUCAUAUUUUGAUAAAGGAGGCUAGAGAAAUUAAGAAUGCGUCGAUUCGAAAAAGGUAAAGGUUCCUGUUUUAUGUUUUCUUGUUUAUAUUCAAUGAAAGGCAAAUUUGCUAAGUCCAAAAAAAAUGCUCAGAAAAUGCAAUAAGGUCAAAAUAGGUCGAAAUCUUUUAAUAAAGAUCGAAUCUUUCUGAUUCUUAUGGAAUUUUGAUUUGCUCUAAACAAGAAAAAUG